Molecule: messenger RNA, 927 nt
Organism: Arabis nemorensis
Lineage: Eukaryota; Viridiplantae; Streptophyta; Magnoliopsida; Brassicales; Brassicaceae
Source: the annotation of a GenBank genome assembly
AUGAGGUGUAAAAGACACACCGUCGAUUUCACCAGCACAAUCGGCGUUUGCUCUUCUUGUCUCCGUGAACGUCUCCUUUCCCUCGCCGCUACAGCCGCCAUUGAAGAAGAAGAUAACAAUCACCGGAGGAAAUCUAAUCCUCCUCCUCUGAUUUUCCCUUGCUCUGUUUCUCCUUAUACAACCCGACGAAAAUCCGACGCCAGAGCUGGAGGAGAUCCGAUAACAACAACAACAACCUCUAAUAACAAUCGAAGAUUCAUCACCACCCCUCAAGUAGAUCUUGGAUAUUCAUGCAAAGAUUUCGAAUCGUUUAAUAAAUCGAAAGAGCCUGGUAAAAAAUUCUAUAGAUUCUCUAAUCUAUUUAGAGCAAGUAGAUCUGAAGAAGAAUAUUCCAAUUCUAAUCCUAAAUCAGAUCCUAGAAUUUCAUGCGACGUUUCCGAGUCUUCUUCCUCGUCUUCUCGAUCAUGGAUCUCGUCGAUUCUCUCCGCCGGUAAGACCAGAAAGAAACCGAACACCGCUUGUUACAUCGAAGACGUAAUCGCUGGUCGGAGACCACAACGAGUGUUUUGUCGAGGAAUGUCGCCGGCGAGAGAUUUAGAAACGGAGGAGGAAAUCGAGUUACCGUCGGAAUCGAUUGAGGAAACUCCGGGGAGAUCGAGAAGAACGCCGGCGAUGAAAACUCCGGGAAGGAGGAAAUUUGCGACGGGGAUAGGGAAAAGCAUGUCGGGGAUGGCUUUUUGUUUGAGUCCGUUGGUGAGAGCGAGUCCUAAUUGUCCGUUUAAACGGAGAAUUAGAUUUCCGUCUGAAUUUGGAAACUCCGGCGAGGUAACGGAGCCGGAGAAACCGCAUAUUUCUGCAGCGGCGUCGUUUUGUGCGAAUAGGUCGAAGAAGCUCGUGGAUUUAGGUAGAGUUAAUCGCCGCCGUUGA